GAGCGAAGGGGCUGCAGAAGCUGCGCUGGUAUUGCCAGAUGUGCCGGAAGCAGUGCAGGGAUGAGAACGGCUUCAGGUGUCACUGCAUGUCCGAAUCUCACCAGAGACAGCUGCUGCUGGCGUCAGAAAACCCUCAGCGGUUCCUGGAUUCCUUUUCGGAGCAAUUCCAGAACAAUUUCCUGGAACUCCUCCGGAGACUAUUUGGAACCAAGAGAGUCCACAAUAAUGCUGUGUACAACGAAUACAUCAGCUAUCGGGAGCACAUCCACCUGAACGCCACCCAGUGGGAGACGCUGAGCGAUUUCACCAAGUGGCUCGGGAGAGAAGGCUACUGCAAGGUGGACGAAACCUCCAAAGGCUGGUACCUCCAGUACAUCAACCGGAACCCGGAGACGGUCCACCAGCAGCAGGAACAUGAGAAGAAGAGAAAGCAGGCCUUGGACGAUGAAGAGAAGAGGGCCAGGUUCAUUCAGGAGCAAAUCAGGAGAGGCUUGCAGGGGAAGGAGCAGGAAGUCCCGGUCUACACAGAACUAAAGCGAGGAAACAACAAAGAGAAAGUGGUCUUUAGUCUGAACCAAGGAGCGAGAACUUCCACAGAGCCACCACCCAAGCCCUGUAUGUUGAGACGCAGCGGGCUGUGGACGGCAGGACCAGCACAGACGGUGAAGCGGAAAGAAAUCCCUCUGAACUCCGGGCAGUCGAAAGAAAAGAAGAGAAAGACAGCACUGGAUGAGAUCAUGGAGCUGGAAGAAGAGAAGAAAAAGUCCGCCCCUACGGACAACUGGCUGCAACAAAAUAUUGUGGUCAAAAUCACUACAAAGAAACUUGGUGAGAAAUACCACAAGAAGGCGGCCGUGGUUAAGGAAGUACUCGACAGAUACACAGCGGUGGUCAAGAUGGUGGAUUCCAGAGCCAAACUGAAACUUGACCAGACCCAUCUGGAGACCGUCAUUCCAGCCCCAGGCCAAAAGGAGCUGGUUUUAAAUGGAGGCUACAGAGGAAAGGAAGCUACUUUAGAGGACGUAAAUGAGAAAACAUUUUUGGCUCGACUUGGGGCCUCUAAAGAGACAGCGGGUCGAAGGAGUGCCAUAUGUGGACAUCGCCAAAUGGGCUUCAACAGCAAAGGCCGGUGGACUCUAGAAAAGGAUUCAGCCCAAAUGUGCCCCAAACUGCAACCGCCGCUAUGCCAGUGCUGGACUUUUACAAUCUCUUUGCAGAAGCAAGCAGGGUUUUCCAAAGAAAGCUGUCUUGGAUGA
This is a messenger RNA of Heteronotia binoei (common prickly gecko), 1256 nucleotides long. RefSeq names its product DNA/RNA-binding protein KIN17-like. Lineage: Eukaryota; Metazoa; Chordata; Lepidosauria; Squamata; Gekkonidae. Gene Ontology annotation, cellular component: nucleus. Bases 39 to 1256 code for a protein of 405 amino acids. The transcript has 3 exons. The record is from RefSeq and is a predicted model, not a curated record. Gene Ontology annotation, biological process: DNA damage response; DNA replication. Gene Ontology annotation, molecular function: double-stranded DNA binding.